CUGAGGAAAUAUAUAGAAUGAAAUACCAUGCACACAGGCAAUUUUUUUGUGUGUAAAAUACUUGGGCAGUAAGGUUUUUUUUUUUGUUCUUAUUCUGACAGCUGUUAGACUUUGUAGUAGUGUUUGGAGAUUCAUGUUAUUAUUGAUUAGGGUAAUGGAGUAAAUCUACAUAAAUUUAAUCACUGUCUGGAGUGUGCUCAGUGAUGAAAUAAUACAGAAUUAAUUACAUUUGGAAACCCUUGCCGUUCCUGCAAUGUUAUCAUUAAGUAAUUGAAUCUAGAAAGAAUUUAAGUGCCAGAAACAUUAAGGUUUUGCAAGUGGCUGGCUUAUUCCUGAAGCUGAAUGGUUUUUAUUUGGGAUAAAAUCAGUGAAUGAAAGACAAAACAAGAAACACCAUUUCUGUAAGGUGAUUGAUGUUGCUGAGACCUCUGGAUGGUGCUAAUCUCGGCAGGAGUAACACUGCACAUAAUUAGACAACUUUUAUUGAUCGGGGUUUCCUUGGCUAGUCCAAGCAAUCAAGACAUGUUUUAUGAUGCACACACAACAAAACACAAUGGUAAUAUAUAAAUGGGGAUGGGAUGUACCAAAUCACCCUACACAAACAACUUUCAGCUUUUCUACAGUUCAGAAUAUUUUCUGGUCAUGUGAGCAGUGAUAAAGGGAAGAGGAAAACUUGGACAUGGAAGUUUAAUGUAUUGAACUGUGGGAAGACCUAUGGCUGUGUCAUAAUAGGACAAUAAUAGUCCCAUAGAUAAACAGUCAAGAUAGGUGAUGAGAUUUAUUGUUGAUGUCUAAAAGGAUGAUUGAUGCAAAUGGACUUUUAUAUGUAUUAAGAUGGAGCUGAUCAUCUUCAUAUGGUGAUGAAGUCAGAGUCUAAGCUGUUUUCCCCAACUGGAACCCCAGACAAAACCAGUGCCAAAUUGUCGAAGAGGGAGUCCUUAAAGGUUCAGAAAAAAAAUUAUAGGAGUCAGAAGAAGCAGGCAGCCAAGGAACUGCAGAGCACGCUGACUGACUCCUCUGUGGUUGUACUCGCUGACUGGCUGAAAGUUAGAGGCACGCUCAAAAGCUGGACCAAGUUAUGGUGUGUUCUGAAGCCUGGACUACUGGUGCUGUACAAAAGUGAGAAACAGAAGAGCAGUCAUUGGGUUGGCACUGUCCUGCUUAACACAUGCAGAAUUAUUGAGAGACCAUCCAAAAAAGAUGGUUUCUGUUUCAAAUUAUUCCAUCCACUUGACCAGUCCAUAUGGGCAACUAAGGGACCUAAAGGGGAGACAAUUGGGGCCAUUGUACAGCCCUUACCAUAUUCCUACCUUAUUUUCAGGGCAAUGUCAGAAUCAGCAGGAAAAUGCUGGAUGGAUGCACUUGAUCUUGCUCUUCGUUGUACCAGUCUGUUGGUACGCUCCAUGAAGAAAGAUGCAGAAUCCACACAUACAGCUGUUGACCUUUCCCAGGAUGCAAUGUUGACCCCUCAGUUUCCAGCAGAUCACAGUGAACAAAUGAAUGAAAGUGACUGUGAAAAGCACUUUGAGGGACAAGGCUUGGAUGAAGACAGCAAGACAGAUCGGGAAGAGUUGAAGACAGACACUGAGACUGAAUCGGAGGAGGAGGAAGUUAAAGUGUUUGAUGACCAUGGACCUCCAGCAGAGACCAAGUAUAUAGAAAAUGCUAAAGAGGAACUGGGACAGCAAGGUGAUUCAUCUCAGACAGAGGAAGUAGAUGAUGAAAACAAAAGCCUGAUAUGGACACUUGUCAAACAGGUUCGACCAGGAAUGGAUUUAUCUAAAGUGGUUCUCCCUACCUUCAUAUUGGAGCCUCGGUCUUUCCUGGACAAACUCAGUGAUUAUUACUACCACUCGGACAUUCUAUCAGAAGCUGUGUUAUUAGAUGAUCCCUAUGCCAGACUGAAGGCUGUGGUGCGAUGGUACCUCUCAGGAUUUUACAAAAAACCGAAGGGUCUCAAGAAGCCAUAUAACCCAAUCAUUGGAGAGACAUUUAGGUGUUACUGGAAGCACCCUAAAACCAACAGUAGAACAUUUUAUAUCGCUGAACAGAUCUCCCAUCAUCCCCCUGUAUCCGCCUUUCAUAUCACGAAUCGUCAGGAUGGAUUCAACAUAAGUGGCAGCAUUCUGGCUAAAUCAAAAUUUUAUGGCAAUUCACUAUCAGCAAUAUUAGAUGGUACAGCUAAACUGACUUUCCUUAAGAGGGGAGAGGACUACUUAAUCACCAUGCCUUAUGCACAUUGUAAAGGAAUCUUAAUUGGGACAUUAACGAUGGAAAUGGGAGGUAAAAUUUCCAUAAGCUGUCCUAAGACUGGCUACAAGGCAGAAGUUGAUUUUAAACUAAAGCCUUUCUUAAAUAUGGGUGAAGCCUCCAAUAAAAUAACAGGGAAACUAAAAGUGGGAACUGAUACUCUAGCAACGCUGGAGGGCCACUGGGACCAAGAAAUUUACAUAAAGGACAAAAUCACAGGGGAAACCCAUUUGUUUUGGAGUCCGACAUUAGAGGUACGGACUCAAAGACUGAGAAGAUUCACUGUACCUGUAGACCACCAAGAGGACAUGGAAUCAGAGAGAUUGUGGAAAUAUGUGAGUGAUGCAGUACGUAUUUCUGACAUGCACGCAGCGACUCAGGAGAAGUACAUUCUCGAGGAGCGCCAGAGGAACGAAGCAAAGGAGAGGAAAGCCAAAAUGCUGGAGUGGAUUCCCAGGUUGUUCGAAAGGGACCCUCUCACUGGAGACUGGAUGUAUAAGUUUGUUGACAUGCGUCCUUGGGAUUCCAGCAAUGAUUUACUGCAGUAUGAACAAGGCUACAAAAUCCAAACCUGGACUCGACACAGGACUCCAGUAGUCCGGACAUGCAGUAUCACCAGUCUGGAACAAAAACCAGAUACAUAUCCUGUCAGAAAAAUAGUGUCGCGGAACUGUUCGUUGAAAAACAAAACACUACAUGUUGUCGAAGAAAGUGAGAGUUCUACACCUGAAAUUGAGAACGGCAGACAAGACAGUGAUUCAUCAGAGCCGAACAAAAGUCGUAGGACACAGAAAUCCUCUUCCAGAGUGCGGUUGUCAGAGGAGGCCUUGGGGAAAGCAAUACAACCUUUAAUUAAACUACAGGAGGAAACAAAUGAAUCAUUAAAAGUAAUACAGACUCGUCUCACUUUACUGUCUUCACGCAUUGAGGAGCAACAACAAGAAAACUUAUCUAUAUGGCCUUGGCUGAUAUUAAUUGCAGCAUUUGUGAUUCAAAUCUUUGUUCAGUGGUUCUUCAGGUGAAAGAGGAGACGCUCAUAGUUGCUGUUGAAAUAAUUCUUUUGUACGAGUGUUGCAAACAUUAUGUUCUCUCACAUUUCUAUUUCUUCUUACUACUUUUGUAUAUGUGAAUUAAUUUUUUGGAACAUAAAAAGUACAAAAAAUGAAAUAACUAUCUUUCCAUUUUAGCUGAACCAUGUUAUUCAACUAUAUAUAUCCAUUACUUUAAGUAUAAGCUUUACUUGAAAAAGUUUAAUGCUGCACAAUUAAAUCAAAUGUGUAAGAAUUUCCAAAAAGGAAACUUAGUGCCUAUACAUGUUAAAUUUAUUAUCUGAUAUGAAAUUAGAUCUGAUAAAUAUUGCUAUUCCGUGUAUCAGUGUAGGGACCUGGUGCAAUAAUCAAAGUAUUUACAAUUUGAUAGAUUAUUGGAUAAGACAUAUGAUGCAAUUGAUGACUUUGCUGCAAUGUUAUUGUGUUCAAUAUAUUUAUUAUGUUAUAUUAGUUGAUACAUGUACCCUGAAUUUUUUAAAUAAGUCACUCAUGAUAGGAAGCCCAUUAUUUUUGAUUUUUCAAGGACUAAUACUUAAAUGUAUGCCUCAAAUCUGAACAAGUCACUUAUGAUAAGAGCCUCUGAUUUCAUUUAGACCAACUAGUAUACGAACAUUUCUUUUUUUUCCCGACUUUGCUGCUCUUAAAAGUAUAAACUUCCAUUCUUUCUUUCAUCAGUACUAAGAUUUGAAUAAAUUGUGACUUAUUUCAGAAAUUUUAUGAUAUUAAUGAAUUCAGCAGAAUUAGUCGUGCAAUACCACUGUAUGCCAAUACAACUAUUACACGUUUAUAUUAUGUUUCAAUUUUAUGCUGCAAUUUAUACAGAAAUGCUAUUUACAUAUAUCACGCUUUAUUAUUUCUUGUACAAAAUAUUCUUUUUUUGUUUUAUGUUAUCUUUGAAUUGACAGAGUUUAAUGGUUUGGUCAGAAGUAUGACUUAUAGUUUAUUUUCUCUUUUUAUUUGUGUAAACAGUCUUGUUUUCUAUUUAAAAGUGUGUUAAAUGCUAAGAAUCAUUAAAGAAAAACAUGUACUGUUUAUGCACUGAUGAUUUUGAAGCGCAUACAGUAACUUUAUCGUUCUUGUGAAGAAAUCCAUUUAAAUUACAUAUUAUUUGUCUACGGCAUUCUAAGGGGAGUUAAAAUGUUCUCAUCAAAACUGGGAAGGGGUUGUUGUAACCUCUCUCUCUAGACCUGCCAAUCAAAGCUAGGACGGGGGUUGUUGUAACCUCUUUAGACCUGCCAUUGCAUACAUUUUGUUAUCUGUAUUGUUUAUCAGUACUUGUAUAUCAUAGAGUUGGUUAACAGGGACUUGGGCAUAUCGUACAUGGGUCCGCUAGAACUGUGAUGGUGUUGGGACACUCUCAGUUAUUGCAAGUGGCUCAUUUGACCUUUAUUAAGGUGUAUUUUAACAUGUAGAACCUGACUAUGUACACUGUGUGAUAUACAUGUAUAUGGAUUAUUUUUUAUUUUACUUUGGCCAGGUGCCAAACUGCAGUGAUUUAUUGUAUCAUUAAUGAUUAACUUUAAAUUCAUGCAGAUACAGUGAGAUUUUUUUUAAUAAGGAAUUUCUCGGGACACUUACAAAUGUACACUUCAUUCCCUGUAUUCAAAUUUAAAUGGGUACAUAAUAUUAAAUACUUCUUUUAAAAACUACUGGAGGUCAGAACAAGAAUUCGGCUGUAUGAAUAAACUGUGAAAUGAUAAUUGUAAGAUUGAAAAUGGGGAAGAAACAAAGUAUUUUAUGUAAACAAUAUAUUUUCAGAGAUUUGUGAAAGUAAUACUUGUAGCAAAAUUUAUGUUCGAAUUAUGUCUUAUAAGCAAGUUUUUUCUGAAACCAAAUUCCUUAUAAACGAGUUUUACUGUAAUGUACAAUUAAAAAAAUGGAAACUCA
Molecule: messenger RNA, 5186 nt
Organism: Ostrea edulis (European flat oyster)
Lineage: Eukaryota; Metazoa; Mollusca; Bivalvia; Ostreida; Ostreidae
Product: oxysterol-binding protein-related protein 8-like
Exons: 19
Coding region: 855-3272 (805 amino acids)
Cellular component (GO): intracellular membrane-bounded organelle; cytosol; membrane
Molecular function (GO): cholesterol binding
Source: RefSeq, a predicted model, not a curated record